Messenger RNA from Coregonus clupeaformis (lake whitefish), 1432 nucleotides. RefSeq names its product glucagon receptor-like. The coding region runs from base 11 to 1303 and encodes 430 amino acids. Gene Ontology annotation, molecular function: peptide hormone binding; glucagon receptor activity. Gene Ontology annotation, biological process: adenylate cyclase-modulating G protein-coupled receptor signaling pathway; cell surface receptor signaling pathway. Gene Ontology annotation, cellular component: plasma membrane. Lineage: Eukaryota; Metazoa; Chordata; Actinopteri; Salmoniformes; Salmonidae. The transcript has 13 exons. The record is from RefSeq and is a predicted model, not a curated record.
CCGAACAGAGAUGACAUGGAACAGGGGAAGCAUGGCCCUAACGUGCCUACUGCUGCUGAAGAUGCAGAAGGUGGAGAUGGUUGGUGGGAAAGUCCUGGAGGAGACCUACAUGAGGUGGAUUUACUACAAAGACGAGUGUGUGAAGAUGAUUGACAAUGAGCCAUUUCCUCAAGGCUUGUUCUGUAACAGGACGUUUGACCGCUACGCCUGCUGGCCUGAUGGUCCUCCUGGGUUGGUGGUCAACGUAUCCUGUCCCUCCUACCUGCCCUGGUUCGACAAGGUGUCUCAGGGUGUGGUGCGUCGGCAGUGUGGCUCUGAUGGCCACUGGGUGGAGGAGGAGGACGGGGAAGUCUGGAGGGACAUGUCUCAGUGUGAAGAGGAACAAGAAGUCACAUCUCAGGAGCUGUGGUUCAAGCAGUUGAUGGUGAGCUUCAGGAUGCUUUACACUGUUGGCUACACCCUGUCCCUCUUCACCCUUGUCUCAGCAGUCAUCAUUCUACUGAGUAUCAGGAAGCUUCACUGCACCCGUAACUACAUCCACGCAAACCUGUUUGUGUCUUUCAUCCUGCGAGCCGUGUCGGUGAUCGUCAAGGACACCAUGCUGGAGCGUCACUGGGGCCGGGAGAUCAUGAGACAGGCCGACCUAGAAGAAAUGCUGAGCCACGAGGCUGCCAUUGGCUGCAGGAUGGCCCAGGUGGUGAUGCAGUAUUGUGUACUAGCCAAUCACUACUGGUUCUUUGGAGAGGCCAUCUACCUGUAUUCGGUGCUCAUCGCCUCCGUAUUCAUUGAGAACAACAAGUGCUUGCCUUACAUCUGCCUCGGCUGGGGAACCCCUCUUUUAUUUGUCAUUCCUUGGAUGUUGGCCAAGCUAUUGAGAGAAAACAAAGAGUGCUGGGCAGUCAAUGAAAAUAUGAGCUACUGGUGGAUAAUACGGUUCCCCAUUCUGUUUGCGUCACUGAUCAAUUUAUUGAUUUUCAUGAAGAUUUUGAAGGUUAUUCUGUCCAAACUACGUGCCAACAAUCAGAAUGGCUAUCCUGACUACAAGCUUCGCUUGGCCAAGGCGACCCUGACCCUCAUCCCUCUAUUUGGCAUCCAUGAGGUCAUCUUCAUCUUCGCCACUGAUGAGCAGACCACUGGCAUCCUGCGCUACAUCAAGGUCUUCUUCACACUCUUCCUCAACUCAUUUCAGGGAUUUCUGGUGGCUGUGCUGUACUGCUACUGUAACAAAGAGGUGAAGACAGAGCUUGCGAAGAAACUGCAAAGCUGUAGGAUGGAGAUGGAGGUGGUGUGCUGUGGACAGUGACUAACCGAGACAAGAGUAGAACCAUUCUCCAUCGCCACAGUUCCAGAGAACAAUGGAGCUUCUACACCAGCAACAGGAGUCCAGCCCGAUAGUCCUCCAUCUCCACAGACUCAAAGUUCAAGAAAACAG